Haemorhous mexicanus (house finch) is the source of this 736-nucleotide messenger RNA. RefSeq names its product class II histocompatibility antigen, B-L beta chain-like. The record is from RefSeq and is a predicted model, not a curated record. Gene Ontology annotation, cellular component: MHC class II protein complex. The transcript is spliced from 5 exons. NCBI's taxonomy places the organism in Eukaryota, Metazoa, Chordata, Aves, Passeriformes, Fringillidae. Gene Ontology annotation, biological process: immunoglobulin production involved in immunoglobulin-mediated immune response; antigen processing and presentation of exogenous peptide antigen via MHC class II; peptide antigen assembly with MHC class II protein complex. Bases 151 to 486 code for a protein of 111 amino acids. Gene Ontology annotation, molecular function: MHC class II protein complex binding.
CCCAGCGCAGCGCGGCUGCUUCGGGGCUGCGGCCCCUGCCCGGCGCUGGCCAUGGGGCGAGGGGCGGCAGCCGGGACCUGACUGGUGGCACUGGUGGUGCUGGGAGCCCCCCCGGCUGCGGGCGCGGAGCUCUCGGGGGUGUUCCAGUUCAUGGGAAAGUCCGAGUGUCAUUUCAUUAACAGUACGGAGAAGAUGAGGUUCGUGGCGAGUGCCCCCCAGCGUUUCCAUCUCGCUGGCACCCCCUUGAGCUCCCAGCCCGGCCCCAGCCGCCUGCUCCGCUCCGUCAUGGAUUUCUACCCUGCCCGCAUCCAGGUGAGGUGGUUCCAGGGCCAGCAGGAGCUCUCGGAGCACGUGGUGGCCACCGACAUGCUCCCCAACGGGGACUGGACCUACCAGCUGCUGGUGCUGCUGGAAACCCCGGCCCGGCGCGGGCUCACCUACACCUGCCAGAGAUGCCGCCGGACGCCACCCGCAGCAAGAUGCUGACGGGCAUCGGGGGCUUCGUCUUGGGCUUCGUCUUCCUGGCGCUGGGGCUCGGCUUCUACCUGCGCAAGAAGAGCUCCUGAGCCGCCGGCGGCCGCAGCCCCUCCCCGUGGGCUCGGGCCCCGCCGGACCCCCCGCUCCGUCCCUGCUCCGCUGAUUUCGGGGGGGUCCCGUGUGUCCCCCCAGCCCCGCCGGCGCUCUGCCCCCACCCAGUGCCCGCUCCCAGUGCUCCCAAUAAAGCUUCCCAGUUGGC